This is a messenger RNA of Neoarius graeffei (lesser salmon catfish), 5611 nucleotides long. RefSeq names its product eph receptor A7 (gene epha7). NCBI's taxonomy places the organism in Eukaryota, Metazoa, Chordata, Actinopteri, Siluriformes, Ariidae. Gene Ontology annotation, biological process: cell surface receptor protein tyrosine kinase signaling pathway; axon guidance; protein phosphorylation. The record is from RefSeq and is a predicted model, not a curated record. Gene Ontology annotation, cellular component: neuron projection; plasma membrane. Gene Ontology annotation, molecular function: protein binding; ATP binding; transmembrane-ephrin receptor activity. The transcript has 17 exons. Bases 162 to 3215 code for a protein of 1017 amino acids.
CAGCGUCGUCCAUGGCAAAGCGACGGAUAUAAGCGCGCUCUUCCUUCCUUCCUUCUUUCCUUCCCUCCUUUUUUUUUUCUUUUUUUUUUCUUUUAAACUCUCCCCUCUGUCAAUUUCUUAUCUCGGACCUGCUCACGCGCAACCCGAAAGCCUGCACCAUCAUGCCCAUCAUGCCCAUGCUCGGCCGCCUGUGGACUCUAUUCUGCCUCCGCGCGUGCUUUUACGCGAGCGCCGGAUUUGCGCAGAGCGCCAGAGAGGUGAUCCUGCUGGACUCGAAGGCGCAGCAGACCGAGAUGGAGUGGGUAGCGUCUCCUCCAAACGGGUGGGAAGAGAUCAGUGGGCUGGAUGAGAACUUCAUCCCCAUUCGCACGUAUCAGGUGUGCCAGGUGAUGGAACCGAAUCAAAACAACUGGCUUCGGACUAACUGGAUCGAAAAGGGCGAUGCUCAGAGGAUUUUCGUGGAGCUGAAAUUCACCCUGCGGGACUGUAAUAGCCUGCCUGGCGUGGUCGGGACGUGCAAGGAAACGUUCAACUUGUACUACCAGGAGACGGACGCCGAGAUGGGCAGGAAUAUCCGCGAGAGCCAGUACACGAAAAUAGACACCAUCGCAGCCGACGAGAGCUUCACGCAGGGCGAUCUGGGAGAGAGAAAGAUGAAGCUGAACACGGAGGUGCGCAUCAUCGGGCCGCUCUCGCGCAGAGGCUUCUACUUGGCCUUCCAGGACGUCGGUGCGUGCAUCGCUCUCGUCUCGGUCAAAGUUUACUACAAGAAGUGCUGGUCCAUCAUCGAGAACCUGGCCACGUUCCCGGACACAGUGACGGGAUCGGAGUUUUCCUCGCUCGUCGAGGUCGAAGGGACGUGCGUCACUGACGCCGAAGAGGAGGCCGACAACUCUCCCAAGAUGCACUGCAGCGCCGAGGGCGAGUGGCUUGUCCCGAUCGGGAAAUGUAUCUGCAAAGCCGGAUUUCAUCAGAAAGGAGACUCGUGCGAACCCUGCAACCGUGGCUUCUUCAAGUCUUCAUCGCAGGACCUACAGUGUUCGCGCUGUCCUACUCACAGCUAUAAUGACCGAGAAGGUUCCUGGAAGUGUGAAUGUGAGGACGGCUACUUCCGAGCACCCUCAGAUCCUCCCUCCAUCGCCUGCACAAGACCUCCUUCAGCGCCUCAGAAUCUGGUCUACAACAUCAACCAAACCACCGUAACCCUCGAGUGGAACCCUCCGGCUGACUUAGGCGGCCGCGACGAUCUCACCUACCGGAUCGUAUGCAGGAGGUGCAGCUGGGAACCGGAGGAGUGUGUGCCGUGCGGAGGGAACGUGGCGUACACACCACAGCAGAGCGGUCUCACGGAAACCUCCGUCACCAUCAGCGAGCUGCUGCCACACGCCAACUACACUUUUGAGGUGGAAGCCGUGAACGGCGUCUCGGACCUGAGCCGGACGCAGAGACUCUUUGCCGCCGUCAGCAUCGCCACCAGUCAGGCUGCUCCGUCUCAGGUCAACGAGGUGAUUAAGGAGCGCGUACAGGAGCACAGCAUCCAGCUCUCAUGGCAGGAACCCGAGCAGCCCAAUGGAGUCAUCACCGAAUAUGAGAUCAAGUACUAUGAGAAGGACCAGAAGGAUCACGUCUACUCAACAGUCAAGUCCAAGUCCACAUCGGCCACGGUAAACAACCUGAAGCCCAGCACGGCGUACGUGUUCCAGAUCAGAGCGUUCACCUCGGCUGGAUACGGCAUGUUCGGUUCCAGGCUCGAGAUCACCACGAAGGACGAGUCGUCAGGAGCUGCCACGAUUGUGUCAAGCGAGCAGAACCCAGUCAUCAUCAUCGCCGUGGUGGCAGUAGCCGGCACCAUCAUCCUGGUGUUCAUGGUGUUCGGCUUCAUCAUCGGGAGAAGGCACUGCGGCUACAGUAAAGCCGACCAGGAAGGAGACGAAGAGCUUUACUUCCAAUUUAAAUUUCCAGGCACCAAAACCUACAUCGACCCCGAAACCUAUGAAGACCCCAACAGGGCCGUGCAUCAGUUCGCCAAGGAGCUGGAUGCCUCAUGCAUUAAGAUCGAAAGGGUAAUCGGUGCAGGGGAGUUUGGCGAAGUGUGCAGCGGUCGCUUGAAGCUUCCUGGGAAGAGAGACGUUCCCGUCGCCAUCAAAACUCUGAAAGUGGGCUACACGGAGAAGCAAAGGCGGGACUUCCUGUGCGAAGCAAGCAUCAUGGGACAGUUUGACCAUCCCAACGUGGUCCACCUAGAAGGCGUGGUCACCAGAGGGAAGCCAGUCAUGAUCGUCAUCGAGUACAUGGAGAACGGCGCCUUGGAUGCCUUCCUCAGGAAGCAUGACGGGCAGUUCACGGUGAUCCAGCUGGUCGGUAUGCUGCGUGGCAUCGCCGCUGGCAUGCGCUACCUCUCAGAUAUGGGCUACGUGCACCGGGACCUGGCGGCGCGCAACAUCCUCGUCAACAGCAACCUGGUGUGUAAAGUGUCCGACUUUGGCCUGUCGAGAGUGAUCGACGAUGACCCUGAGGCUGUCUACACGACCACGGCCAAGAUGCAGGCUGUAAUGAAUUUGAUGUUUACCCCAGCCACUGACGUGCAUUUUACUGAACAGGGUGGAAAGAUCCCGGUUCGGUGGACAGCCAUGGAAGCCAUCCAGUACCGUAAAUUCACAUCAGCCAGCGACGUGUGGAGUUACGGCAUUGUCAUGUGGGAGGUCAUGUCCUACGGCGAACGGCCAUACUGGGACAUGUCGAAUCAAGACGUCAUCAAGGCUAUCGAAGAAGGCUACCGUCUUCCGGCACCCAUGGACUGCCCUCCAGGACUCCACCAGCUCAUGCUGGACUGCUGGCAGAAGGAGCGAGCUGACCGGCCCAAAUUCGACCAGAUAGUCGCCAUUUUGGACAAGAUGAUCCGCAAUCCCAGCACGUUGAAAACGCCAGUGGGAACAUGUACAAGGCCCAUCAGUCCGCUGCUGGACCAGAGCCCGCCAGACUUCAGCUCGUUCCGCUCGGUGGGCGAGUGGUUGGAAGCCAUUAAGAUGGAGAGAUACAAAGACAACUUCACAGCAGCCGGCUACAGCUCACUCGAGUCCGUGGCGAGGAUGACUAUCGAGGACGUGAUGAGUUUGGGAAUCUCGCUCGUGGGCCAUCAGAAGAAAGUCAUGAGCAGUAUACAGACUAUGAGAGCUCAGAUGCUGCACCUGCACGGCACAGGCUUCCAGGUGUGACGGACGGUCGCCGGGAACCGCCCCCUGGGAGCGGGGCGGGAACUUAGAAGAUAGUGCGGCUAAUCCCCGCAAAAUAAAAUAAAUAACACUAAUAAAAACCACACGACGCCUCUCUCGAAAUGGUGACUGUUCCAGAAGCUGUGGAGACAAGGACUUGUUUCUUCGUUCUCUGGACAAGGACAUGAAGUGAAUGUGCUGAAUCAAUGAAUGUGUGAAAGGAAAAAAAGGAAGGAGAGAAUACUACCUGGAAACACGUCAGUGGAGAGACAGAGCGUUUUCUAGCAAUUUGAUGCUUUUUAACUUUUUUUUUCCCCUUUCCCCCUGCUCAUCGUCGAUAUUGACUUCACUAGAAUAUGGAUAUUUUUUACAAAAAUAAUGGACAAAAAAAAAUGCACAAAGUAAUCAAAUCCAAUCCAUACAAACAGAUUUCCUUUUCUUUUCUGAUAUGCUCCAGUGGGGACAUUUACAUCUUUAACCAACGCCACUUUUCCCAAUUCCUUUAAGUUUGACGGUUUGCCUUAUUCGAUUUUAAAGUGUGGAUUUGACAACAGGGUAACAAGUUGCCACCGUAGGCAGCAGGGCAGAAGCACGGGCCUCAGUAGGGACAUAACUUCUGCUUCUUUGCUCGUAGCGAGUCGGAACCUCACAGUAUUUUCUCUUCACCCGACUCCUCCGCAUUCGCGGUCUUUCAGGAGUGUUCGUUGCGAGUGCACAUCAAUGUGGCCGCCGUACGGAUAGCCGAGUUUUAUGACUUGGCUGAAAGAUAUGAACUUCAAGAACCACUUCUUGACAACAAGUUCUACAGUUCCAAUAUUAUUGUUUUUUGAACACUUGAAUGCAUCUUAUUUUAUUUUAUUCCCCCAUUCUGUCACCUGCCGUUUUUUUUUGUGUGUGUGUUUUUUUUUUUUUUCAUGAGGUGUCUCCACGUAGAUAGCACUAUUGAAGACAGUAUUUAAUAUAAAAAUGGUUCAAUCUAAAGUUAACUGUUUGGCGCUUUUUUUUUUUGGCAGAUCUUUCCGCAAAUCAGUCUCGUCAGCUCUGAGUUAAACUGAUAUUACCUUCAAACCUUAGAGGCGAAUAUAGACUCGAGGUACUUCUUCGGAUGAAUAAUUCUCAAUCUUUUUUUUUUUUGAACAGGAAUCGAAUUCUUUUUCUUUUUUCUUUUUUUUUUUUUGCAGAACAUGCUUGUUCUUGCGAGGUUGUGGGAACUAGGUAAAGUAGAUGUAGACCGAAGGUCAUAUAUAAAUAUAUAUGAGUCUGGAAGUGAUGGAUCAGUCAGAGCAAUAACUUACCGAGAUGGUUCUUCUUUGUGAUAUUAAGGUGCUAUGUAGAUUUUUACCAUUUUGGCUCGUCGGCUAAUCACGGCAGAACUUAGGAAAGGGAAAGAUGUUGGAGAUGAUGAUGUAUAUCUGGGUUUCCUCUCUUUUCUGGGCAGCGGGGUAAUCGAAAAACCACAAGAAUGUACUUUUUGUGUGUGUGUAUGUGUGUGUGUGUGUGUGUGUUCCUUCUUGAUUAGAGAGCUCAAAGAAAGAGGAAUUCGCUUUCUCAAACAUGCGGUUCAAACCAGUUUCUCCGUGCCAUCACAUGCUGGUCAGUGCUGGAAUCAUUCCCAGGAUCGCACACGAAUCACCAGUUCCGCUUGUUUUUUUUUUUUAUCGAGUUUAAUUUCUACUGGAUUUUAUGGCUGCCCUAAAAUUAUACAGGAAGAAUAACCAUACUAAAAUGAUUAUAAACUUGCAAAAUGGGUUUUAUUCGUUUGGGGUUUGGCUCCAAAAGUAAAUAAAUAAACAAACAAACAAACAGAAAACACAUGCAGUGUUGAGUCCAGAUGUUAAUUUUAAAAAGCCAUUUCUGAAAUAACAUGUUGUUCUGUCCAUUGUGCUCUGGUGUAAAAGCCCUGACCCCAGGCGAUGUGUGUGUGCGCGCGCGCUCUUGGAUCAGAUGAUGCCCCUAUCUCCGCUCCAUUGCGCUGGCCUCAGCACUGGAUCAGCUCCAGCCCUUUUUUGUUUCCCCAAUCGAAUAUGAGUGGAAAGGCUUUUGGUCAGCACAAACCACUCUGGCUCUCAUGCAAGCGGCGUAUUUUCUCCUCACAAAUUGUAAACACUUGCAUAGUUUCCUCCUCUCAUUUCUCUCUCUCUCUCUCUCUGUCUCUCUCUUUGUCUCAGAGCCCACUCCAGCCUUUAGGGCCAGCCAGUUUGAGAUUAACGCCAGGGUUCAAUCGAUUCUCAUUGGAGGACAUCGCGACGCUUCAAUCACAAAUCUGCUGUACUUUUUAAUGCUCGACAGUAGGACGCGGGUUUGGACAUGGCCCGUACUCUUCAUUGAAUCUUGGCCUAUACAGUACCUUGCAAAAGUAUUCAUCCCCCUUGGUGUUUGUCCUGUUUUGUCACAUAACA